AUGAGUUACACGAGAGUUCUGCACGCCUUCGGAGGUCACCCCCACGCCGCCGUGAUGCCCGUUGACCUCGCCAGGUACCUGAGCCUCAGCCGGCGCCAGCCUCUCCAUCCCCUGGUGCCCUCCACUCCUCUGAAACCAGCCCAGCGGUAUUCUCAUCCGACUGACUUUCCGCCCAAGACCGGCCUCCACUCCCCUCAUCACUCCUCCUCCUCUUCACCCUCAGCGCUGCCCUCCUCCUCGGAGCCUCGGAGCUGUUUCCGCAGGGACAGCGGUGGUGGGAACAAGAAGCGUCGGGUGGUGUUUGCGGAUGCCAGGGGGCUGGCGCUCACCGCUGUGCGGCUCUUCAUCCCGGAGCCCUCGGCUGCUGCUCCGGCCCUGGUGAUGAAACACACUGUGGCCAAACUGCAAGGCCAAGAGGCCGCCUCCAGCAAACUGGAGCGCCACAGGUUCCGCCCUGGUUUCCCGCAGCCGACACAAGACUUAAAAAACUUCCUGACACGACUGAGGGAGAUGCACGUUCAGCUGGGAGUCUGCAGCAUUACAGAUCACUCCCUGAGCGGGAAAGUGUGCGUGUCACAUGACAGUAAGGAGAAGGCCGUGCACAUAAAGGUGACCUUUGAUUCUUGGAGGAGCCAUCACGACAUCCCGUGCACGUUCCUGCAGCAGCAGCGCUGUGGCGGCUCGGAUAUGAUGAGCGUGUUUACCUUUGACCUGGGCUUACCCCAGAACAUUGAUCCAAAGGAGAGAAUCGAGUUUUGCGUGUACUUCCGGCCAGGAGCUGGCACGACGGCCCACUGGGACGACAACAGGGGGCAGAACUAUAGGCUGGUCGUGGAGAAAGAUGCACCGAACACAAACCAGGGGGACGCUAACCGGUUCUACCCAACACUGUCCAAACAACGGCCACCGACUUGGCCUUCACGUGAGCAGACCUCUGCUGAUCUGCAGCUUCUUCACAGGACUUUGUCGAGCCGAGUCAGAGAAGAGUGGAAAACCCUUGUGCUCAGCUGA
Messenger RNA from Limanda limanda (common dab), 1011 nucleotides. Its product is annotated as protein phosphatase 1 regulatory subunit 3C-like. Bases 1 to 1011 code for a protein of 336 amino acids. NCBI's taxonomy places the organism in Eukaryota, Metazoa, Chordata, Actinopteri, Pleuronectiformes, Pleuronectidae. Gene Ontology annotation, molecular function: protein phosphatase 1 binding; glycogen binding. The transcript is spliced from 2 exons. Gene Ontology annotation, biological process: regulation of glycogen biosynthetic process. The record is from RefSeq and is a predicted model, not a curated record. Gene Ontology annotation, cellular component: protein phosphatase type 1 complex.